GGGCGAGCGCGAGGGAGCGCGCGGCGGGCUCCUGGGAGCGUGCCCGGACUGCGGCGCGGCUCUGCCUGCCGCCCCGGCCCCGCCGAGCCCCCGGCCCGCGCCGCGCUCCUCCGAGGCGGGCGCCGAGCGGCACUGCAGGGGAAGCGUUGCCGGCGGGCGCCGGGGGCGUGCGCGCUGCGGGAGGCCGGACGGGAGCCGCGAGCCAGGAGCGGCGGGCCCGAGCCGGAGCGGCGGCCCCUCCGCCGGGCCGGUCUCACCUACCACAGUGGGCAUGAUGGCCGUGGACGUGGCAGAAUACCACCUGAAUGUCAUCAAGAGCCCCCCAGGCUGGGAGUUGGGUGUCUAUACUGCUGGGGCCCUCGCACUGCUGGGAAUUGCAGCUGUGAGUCUGUGGAAGCUCUGGACAUCGGGGAGCUUCCCCAGCCCUUCCCCAUUCCCAAACUACGACUACAGGUACCUUCAGCAGAAGUAUGGCGAGACCUACGCAGAGGCCAGGCAGAAGAGAGCGCCUGCUUGGAAUGUCCAGCGGGCCAGCACUCGGGGGCCAUCUAGUCGCAAAGGCAGCCUCAGCAUCGAGGACACCUUUGAGAGCAUCAGCGAGCUCGGGCGCCUGGAGCUGAUGGGCCGUGACCUGGACCUGGCUCCCUAUGGAACCCUCCGGAAGUCCCAGUCGGCUGACUCCCUGAACUCCAUCUCCUCCGUGAGCAACACCUUCGGACAGGACUUCACGCUCGGCCAGGUGGAGGUCAGCAUGGACUAUGAUGCCGCCUCCCACACCCUCCACGUGGCUGUGCUACAGGGCAAGGAUCUCCUGGAGCGGGAGGAAGCCAGCUUCGAGUCCUGCUUCAUGCGCGUCAGCCUGCUGCCCGACGAGCAGAUCGUGGGCAUUUCCCGGAUCCAGAGGAAUGCCUACUCUAUCUUCUUUGAUGAGAAGUUCUCCAUCCCCCUGGAUCCUGCAGCCCUGGAGGAGAAGAGCUUGCGGUUUUCCGUGUUUGGCAUCGAUGAGGAUGAGCGGAAUGUCAGCACCGGGGUGGUGGAGCUGAAGCUUUCUGUACUUGACCUCCCACUGCAGCCCUUCAGCGGCUGGCUCUACUUACAGGACCAGAACAAGGCCGCCGAUGCCGCGGGUGAGAUCCUGCUCUCCCUCAGCUACCUCCCGACAGCCGAGCGCCUCACCGUGGUUGUGGUGAAAGCCAAGAAUCUCAUCUGGACCAAUGAUAAGACCACAGCGGACCCCUUCGUCAAGGUGUAUCUGCUGCAGGAUGGGAGGAAAAUGAGCAAGAAGAAGACCGCUGUGAAGAGGGACGACCCAAACCCUGUGUUCAACGAAGCCAUGAUCUUCUCAGUGCCGGCCAUUGUGCUCCAGGACCUGUCUCUCCGUGUGACGGUGGCUGAGAGCAGCAGUGAUGGCCAUGGGGACAACGUGGGCCAUGUCAUCAUCGGGCCAUCAGCCAGUGGCAUGGGCAUCACACACUGGAACCAGAUGCUGGCCACGCUGCGCAGGCCUGUGUCCAUGUGGCACCCUGUCCGGCGAAACUAGCAGCCGGGGCAGGACCAGGGUGGGCACUGGAGCUGCCUGGGGUCUGGCACAGCUCAGCUCUGAUGCCCUUUUCCAGUCCAGCUGGAGCCAUGAACACUGGGAGCCCCCAGUGGAGUCCCCACGAGCCACCUUGGUCCCUCCAUGCAGGCUGCAGCAGAGGAGUGGGCCUGGCUAGAUAUCCACGGUUUGCUUCCACUGAGGCCAGCUGUGGCUGGGCUAGGACCUAAGGAGGGCAGCUGGGCCCUGGCCCACUGUGCUACCAUUCUGAGACCCUCAAGCGGUCUAUCCAUUGGUCUGGGGGGACCUUGGCCUCUCAGAGCUCCCCAUUCCCUACCCUUGCUGGGAGGCCAGCAACAAGCUGGGCCAUGCACAGGAACUGAGUGAGUCUCGGGGGCCAGGCAACUGUGCUAGGCACCAGUAGGGGUGACAGGAAUAAGACACAGCCCCUAGGACGUCAGGAAGACAAGACCUGCCUGCCCUGGUGAUCCGCUCAGUGCUGAAUGGCUUGGUGGGGGGGGCUCUGGGGGUUGGGGGAAUGAGACGGAAGCUGCGCUUUGAGGCACAGGAAAGAACUGGGUGUCCAGGCAGGCAGCCCAGCUUAAGCCAUGGCAGGGCUGUGAACUUCCCCGUCAGAGUCUCUAGCCUACUGCAGUGGAUGCAAGGGCCUCUUUCUGGGCAGGUCAAGCAGAGGCCCACAGGGUACAUGCGACACUGGCUCUAGGUCAUUCUCUGUGAAAUCUACUCCCUUGAGCCACAACCCUUACAAGGCCCAGAGGUGCAAGGAGGCCCAGACCCCAGGCCCUUGUGUCCAGUUCCAUGCAAACCAGGCACUGACUCCGCAGUAUUUGUUGGAGUCCGUCCAGGCCAGGCCCUGUUGGGAAGAGAGAUGGGGGCUGGUGGGCAGUGGGGCAGCCAGGAGACAGACUGCAUGGGGUGCGUUGGACAGGCCUUUGGGGCUGCAGGUGCCCAGGAAGAUGCAGUGGAACAGGAGGCCCUGGGCUGGCCGGAAGGGGCAGCCUGAGCAGUGGCAGUGAGGAGCAGUCAAGAAACGUCAAGAUGGGUUUGGGGGACAGGGCUGAAUGCCACCCUGACAAGGUUCUGGAGCGUGGUUCAGACCUCUGCAAGCUCAGCUCAGGAGGUGUCCUACGGCGAUGUCCCGAGGCAGACCCUGAGAUGUGUAGGCAAGGAGUUUACUAGGGGAGGGCCCUCAGGAGACCCUGCAAGGCAGAAAGGAAAGCCUGGGCCCGGGGAGUACGCAGCAAGCCGUGGCUUCAGGAGAGUCUCGCUUUGCCUGAUGGCUUGUGGGAGCUCUCUGUGGGAGUGGCACCCCAGGGGGUGCUUCCCAGAAGCAAAGGGGUUGGGCUGUUACAGCCCACUCAGUCUUUGGCUACCACCACCCCAGCUGGAGGGAGAGCGCACAUAGCCUUCCAGGUGUCCCUGGCUGAGGCAGGGCCAAAGCAGCCGGCAGCUGUGUACCCUUUGAGCAGAAGGGGCCCCUGCUGGUUUUCAAAGGGAUGGGGUUGGGGGAGGCAUGUAGUAGCAUCUGCUCUACGGAGCCACCCACAGAUGAGUGCGUGGGCUCUCAGGCUGGCUGCCUCUGGCUCUGGUGAGCUAUGGAGAGCCAGGCCCAACCAGUUAUCCCUAGUGAUGUUUGGGGGGGGCCAGGGUGGUCAUGGGAUUGGAGGUAGGACCGUGGCUCUCUCCACCUGAUACAGCCAUGACCCAGCCUUACAGCCAUACAGCAUGUCCACCCUGUGGCCAGCACAGGGCCCAGGGACACACAGCUGGCAAGCCUCUGCAGCCUGGGAGACCCCAGACUUUUUCAACCCCAGUGACUGUGCUGUGCAGGCCAUUCACCCACCUUCACUACCCCCUCUUCCCUCACUCUAACUGCAUGAAAUGUUGACUGCACCCAGGAUGGGCAUGGUGGGGACCGAGUAUGCUGACUGGAAUGAUUCUAGACCCAAAAUAAAGCUGGGGCAGGAAGGA
Manis javanica (Malayan pangolin) is the source of this 3529-nucleotide messenger RNA. It is a transcript of the gene SYT12, whose product is annotated as synaptotagmin 12. Gene Ontology annotation, biological process: synaptic vesicle endocytosis; calcium ion-regulated exocytosis of neurotransmitter. The record is from RefSeq and is a predicted model, not a curated record. Gene Ontology annotation, molecular function: clathrin binding; SNARE binding; calcium ion binding. Gene Ontology annotation, cellular component: exocytic vesicle; plasma membrane. Lineage: Eukaryota; Metazoa; Chordata; Mammalia; Pholidota; Manidae.